GAAAGUCAGAACGCAUUUAGCAAUUAGUCGUUCGACAGAUUCCAUCAAAAAGGUCUAUUAUAUAUCGCGAAACGUGUUUCCGAAAAGCCCGAACAGGUGAUAUGUGUUCGUCGUGAGUCUGUGAGAAAAUUAUUGUACCGUAUUACUUUUGUAGCAUAUUAAUACAAGUGAGACGAUUAUUCCAAAACACGUUGUUGCACUUUCUACUAGUUUCAGUUUGUGCGUUAAUAAUUAUCAAGAUCUUCACCUACGUGAAUAGAAGAUAGCCAUGAAUGAACGACGAUAAUAAAUGCAAUCAAAGGUCACUAUGUUUAAUGAGAUUUGGGAUCCAACCAAGAUUACGCAAUUGUCUUUUGCAAUGAAGAUCUUUCGGAAACAUAUAUUGCUUUGUGCUCUGAUCAUAUUACUCAGCGGAAAUGCGGCGGGAGAAUUUUCCCCUCACAGAGAUGUAUUUGCACAAAAAGCAUACCUCUCGCGAGACGACGAAUCCGUCGACUACCGAUUACCGAAGUCCGUUCGACCUAUUUCGUACGAGAUCAUGUUCAUGCCGAAACUACAAAACUUUAAGUUCGAAGGCAUCGAGAAAAUUGUCGCUGUGGUAGAACAAGAGACUGACACAAUCACGUUGCACGUAGGCAACAUCCAAAUCAAUUCGCAAUCCGUUAUUAUAAAUCAGACCAAUAUAUACGAGUCAAUGAACUACGACAAAGUCACUGAAAAGCACACCAUUAUUCUCUCCGAGACUCUCAAAAAGGGAUCUGAGAUAUUAAUUACUUUUAGUUUCCACGGAAACUUGCGCGACGACAUGAUCGGAUUUUACAAAAGUUCUUACUUCGACGAAGAUGGACAGAUCAAAUGGUUAGCCACGACGCAAUUCCAAGCGACACACGCCAGACAUGCCUUCCCGUGUUUCGACGAACCGAGUUUCAAGGCGAUCUUUACAAUUCGCAUAUUGAGGGACGAGAGUUAUACGAGCCUCAGCAAUAUGCCGCUGGCCGAAAUAAACGAGCCAAAGAACGGCGUAGUAUGGGACAACUUCAAUCAGACUAUUCCCAUGUCCACCUUCUUAGUAGCAUUCGUCAUUUCGGAAUUUCACCAUCUCGAGCAAGGUCAAUUCAAAGUAUGGGCCAGACCGAAUGCCAUCAAUCAAGCCCAUUACGCCUUGAAAAUCGGCACCACCGUCCUCGAAUUGCUCGGUGAUGCGUUUGGGCAAAACUAUCAGCUUCCCAAGAUGGAUAUGAUAGCUAUACCUGACUUCGCGGCUGGUGCCAUGGAAAACUGGGGUCUGGUGACAUAUCGCGAGGUUCAGAUGCUGUAUGUUGAAGAAGAAUCGUCGGUGAUCGCACAGCAAAUCGUAGCAUCCGCUAUCGUUCAUGAACUCUCGCAUAUGUGGUUUGGGAACCUGGUGACGCCUGAAUGGUGGGGGUAUCUGUGGCUCAGCGAAGCGUUCGCCAAGUACUUCCAGUACUUCGUUACCGCAGAUGUCGAAGUGUCGUGGAACAUGAAGGAGCAGUUCGUGGUGGACGAGCAUCAAGCUGCUUUGAUAGCGGAUAGUUUUGAGUCUUCUCAGCCGAUGACUCGGAAGGUUUCCAGCCAAUCGCAAAUCGGAGGAAUGGGCGACACCAUCACCUAUUCAAAGGGUGCCAGCAUCGUUCGCAUGAUGAAUUUCAUCUUCGGAAACAAUGCCUUCAAAUCCGCAUUACGCGACUACUUGAGUAAAAACAAAGGGACAGGAUUAGGUAAUCCAGAUGCUUUGUGGACGGUACUGCAGACUCAAGUGAAUCGCAACGGUGCAUCAAAGCGCACUUCUGUGAAAACAAUAAUGGACACUUGGACGACCAAAGCUGGAUACCCCGUCGUGUCUGUCGCGAUCAACGACGAAGGUGUACUGCACGUUACUCAGGAACGAUUUUUCUUAAGGAACUUGAACAAAACCUCAACAGAUAUCACCUGGUGGGUGCCUCUCACCUGGACCUCGCAGAGCAAAUCGAAUUUCGAUAAUACGACUACUAAAUACUGGUUGAGUACCAAAGAGGACACCUUAGAUCUUCAAGUCGAUCCGAAAGAAUGGGUGAUAUUCAACGUUCAAUCAUCGGGUUUCUACCGCGUCAAUUAUAAUCACGAUGGAUGGCAACGUAUUUUCGAUGUCUUGCACAGCGACAAAUUCACUGACAUCCAUGUAUUAAACAGAGCGGCACUCGUGGACGAUCUGUUAAAUCUGGGUAGAGCAGGGUAUCAAGAUUAUGCGACUGUCUUAGAAGGAAUAACGUAUCUCAAACGGGAAACGAAUUACUUGGCCUUCAGAGCAGGAUUAAAUGGCUUAAGUUAUUUGAGCAAACGAUUCAGUGGAUACGAAGAGCAUUCCUUAUUCAAGCAAUACGUGCUAUCGCUCAUCAAUGACAGACGCGAACAAUUAGGAUACGAAGAUCGCGCGGGCGAUGACAGAUUGACAGUCCUGUUGCGACGCGACUUGAACAUCUGGGCCUGCAAUUUCAACGACGUAGAAUGUGUGACGACUUACACUAACAAAUUUCAAAAGUGGAAAGCAAAUCGCUCCAUCCCCAUCAAGCCCAACGAAAGGACUGCGGCGUACUGCGUGGGCAUCAGAAACGGCACAUCCGAAGACUGGGAAUUUUUGUGGAAACAGUAUUUCAAUUCUAAUUACGCGUCCAAACAAAUAGAAAUCAUCAAUGCUCUUGGAUGCAGUUUAAAUACUACCAUCUUAGAAAAGUACCUGAAAUACGCCAUCAGCGAUUAUCAGAUCAAUCGAAUUCGCAAACAAGACAGUACAAGCGUUUUCGCCGCCGUUUAUUCGAGCUUGAUCGGCGCUGAAUAUAUCCUCGACUUCGUAGACAAGCAUUACAAAGAAAUGGAGGAAUACUAUGGAGGACUGAGUACAGUGGCAAUGAUCCUUGACGGGGCGUCGCAGCGUUUCUCCACGCGCAGACUGGUAGACAAAUUUGAAGAUUUCGUGAACAGACAUAAGACUGAAUUUGCGCCAAUCCUGGAAUCUCUGCUGGCCUCUUUGAGAGUCGCCAGAUACGAAUUGGAAUGGUACAAGACCGCUUCAGUACCUAUUAUUCGAUGGAUACAAGACGACCUUAAGAAAGAUGUAACAACCAAACCAACAAUAACAACAACGACAACGACAACGAUGACGACGACGACGACGACAACACCUCCGUCCGAGGAUAUAGCAAAAUAUCGCCUACCUGCGAAAAUAAUCCCCUACAACUACAUCAUCACCCUUACGCCGAAGUUGAAGGACGAAAAGUUUACUUUCGACGGAAACGUGGAGAUCAAUGUCGAUGUUGUGGAACAGACGGACUUGAUCGUUUUGCAUUCCGUGGUAUUGGAGCUUCACUCAGUAAUCGUGAAAGAUCAGGAUGAUAUCAUAGUGGAAAGUUACCAGACAGUGGAAAAAUACGACUUCCUCGAGAUCAAGCUCGUUCGGAGAGUGGACGCUGGCACGAAACUGACCAUCGAAAUCGCGUACAAAAGCGCUUUGGCAUCAGAUCUCCGUGGCUUUUACAAAAGCUCUUACGUGAAUAACGAUGGAUCGUUGAGUUGGCUCGCCGCCACACAACUGGAGCCAGUUCACGCCAGGAAGAUGUUCCCCUGCUUCGAUGAACCAGCAUUAAAGGCAACCUUUACUAUCAAAGUAUGCACAGAGAAAGAAGUUUACGCUAUCAGUAACAUGAAAGUCUCGGAAAUCAAACACAAUUGCAGCUCUGAUUAUCCUUCUGGUACCGUUUUCUCCGAGUCAGUGAAGAUGUCUACGUACUUAGUGGCGCUUGUUGUUUCCAACUUCAAGUCCACGAAAAAAGUCGAGGAUAAAUUUGCUGUAUACGCGCGUCCCAACGCUAUUGAUCAAGCCGAAUACGCUCUGUCCGUAAUAUCUCCACUCGUUAAGUUCUUUGAGAAAAAUCUCAAUCAGAAUUACCAAAUUAACAAACUCGAUAUGGUCGCGCUGCCGGACUUCGAGAUGGGCGCGAUGGAAAACUGGGGCCUCUUGACGUAUAGGGAGGCGAGACUGUUGUACCACAAAGAUCAUUCAUCAAUCACAAGCAAGCAGGCUAUCAGGAACGUGAUCGCCCAUGAGAUUGCUCAUCAAUGGUUUGGAAAUUUGGUCAGCCCUUCAUGGUGGAAGUACGUGUGGUUGAGCGAGGGAUUCGGUAGAUACUUUCAGUAUCACGCCACGGCUAUCGUGUUCAACGACACAACAAUGGAUUCGCAAUUCGUGGUGGACCAAGUGCAUUCUGCUUUUGUUGCGGACAGCUCCAGCUCUACACACCCCAUGUCUCAUGACGUGUACACGCCUGAUGAGAUUCAAAACAUAUUCGAUACGAUUUCUUAUGCUAAAGCUGCCAGCGUACUGAGAAUGAUAGAAAAAUCAUUCGGACAAGAAGUAUUCUACAACGCUUUGAGAGACUAUCUUAACAAACAAAAAUACAGCGUUUCUAUUCCGCAAGAUUUGUACGAGCAAAUUCAGAAACAAAUAGACCUGAAAGGACGAAAGGAGAAUAUCCAAGAGAUCUUGGAUACGUGGACGACUCAACCUGGUUAUCCUGUCGUUCAUGUCGACAUUCAGGACGAAGUCAUAACUUUUAAACAAGAACGUUUCUUCUUGAAAACAAAAGAGGGCUAUUACGAUGAUAACAUUUGGCACAUCCCAAUUACAAUUGUGACCUUCUUUACGCCGGAUUAUAAAAAUACCACACCGAGAGCAUGGUUCACGGAAAAAGAAAUGGAAAUCAAAUCUCCAGACUCGUUCUUCGAUUCCAAAGUACUAAUUAUCAACGUGCAACAAUCCGGUUUUUAUCGUGUGAAUUACAACGAGGAUCAUUGGCUACUGUUGAUUGCCAUUCUCCAAUAUACAAGUAAUAAUAUUAUUGAUGAGAUCAACUGCGCGGCGUUAAUUGAUGAUGUGAUGAAUCUCGCGAGAGCGAACUAUGUCAAUUACAAGAUUGCUAUAUCAGCUACGCAGUAUUUGACUAGAGAAAGGAAUUAUGCGCCGUGGCGCGCUUUCUACAACAAUCUGCCUUACUUGAAUAGACGUUUCCGGGGUCGUGAUAUGGAUACCUUGUACAAAAAAUACUUAGUAUCACUGAUAAAUCCGCUUUACAACGAGCUCGGUUUUAUGGAUAAGGGGGACGAUGAGAUUAAUUUAGUACGCACAAAGAAUAUGUUGAGAAUGUACACUCGCGAAUGGGCCUGCGAAUUAGAUAUUGCAGAUUGUAGAUUCCAAGCCAUGAGAUAUUUCCAACAGAAGCGUUACUAUUUACAAGAAAUACCGCCAAAUUAUCGUGGUGUCGUUUAUUGCACGGCUAUGGAAAGCGACGGGACAUCAUUUACUUACAACUUUCUUCAAAUGGAAUACAAAAAAAGCAAUGUCAUGGCAGACAAACUCGUGAUCCUCAGCUCAAUGACGUGUUCACAAAACAAGGAUAUUUUAGAAAAGUUACUGUUGACCGCGAUCGAGGAACAUUCUCUUAUACGACUCCAAGACAGCACAAAGGUAUUCUCGGAUGUCUACGACGCAGGCUUAAUCGGCGUUGAAGUUGUCAUGAACGUGAUCAUGAACGACACGAAUUACAAUAACAUGAAUAAACGCUUUGGUUAUGCGGGAAUCAAAAAUAUAGUGAGCGCAUUGGCGAGCAGAUUGUCCACUUACGAAUUAUACGGGAAGUACCGGGAAUUACUCGACUGGUUAGUCAACAAGGAACCGACAUUUGAGAAUGUAGUCGGGUUGUACGUGGCAGACGCGGAAUACGAAUUUGAUUGGUACGAAAGGCAAGCGCCGGAAAUCUUCGAAGUGUUGGACAAGCUGCUGCAAGGCUACACGUAUCGGUUGCCAAACACGCUUUAUCCAGAGCAAUAUAACAUCACCCUCGCGCCUUACAUAGAAGAAGGCAUCUUUGAGGGAAAUGUUCAGAUAGACAUAAGAGUUGAAAAGAACACCUCAGCUAUAUUCCUCAAUUCGUACAAUUUGGAUAUCAAGCAUAUGAACGUCUCCAGAAUUAACUCGAAGGACGAUUCGAAGGAUGAGGAAAUACCAAUUUCAAAUUACACGUUGAACCCUUACACGCAACAACUGAAGAUAUACCUGACCGAAUUCAUAAAUGCGGAGAAGAUAAAGGUGAACAUCGAGUUCAACGGGACUUUCAACGACAAAAUGCAAGGAUUCUAUCGUAGCUCCUACCUGGACAAAUCCGGGACAUUACGCUGGCUGGCCACGACGCAAUUCCAGCCUGUGCACGCUAGAGAAGCCUUCCCCUGCUUCGACGAACCGGCGUUCAAAUCGAAAUUCCUCAUUAAAAUUCAGCGACCGACGCUCUACAAUACUCUGAGCAAUAUGCCGCUCUCGGAAAGUAUACCAUCAGAAAAAGUUAACUAUACUUGGGACAUCUUCCAGACCAGUACCGUAAAGAUGCCAACGUAUCUAGUGGCAUUUAUUGUCAGUGAAUUUAAGUCUCUGAAAGAACCUGCGGACUCGAUCAACAUUUGGGGUAGAAAAGAAAUCGUGGAAAGCGGCUAUCUCGCUCGAAACGCCGCUGUUGUGCAUCUACGCACUUUGGAGAACUUCACGGGCAUUGAGUAUCCUUUGACUAAAUUGGACUUGGUGGGGAUCCCGGAUUAUGCCAGUGGCGCGAUGGAGAAUUGGGGUCUCAUCACUUUCAGCGAACGCGCACUUUUCUAUGAAGAGAACAUAACCACAAGCAAGUACGAGAAAGACAUAAUCAGCACCAUAGCGCACGAAUUGGUUCACACAUGGUUCGGGAAUUUGGUUACUUGUCAAUGGUGGGACUAUAUUUGGCUCAACGAAGGUUUCGCCGAAUACCUGGAGUGGUACGCGACUGCUCAGUUGCUGCCUGAGGAUCAACUCAUGGAUCAAUUCGUGGUUUACGAGCUGCAGGAAGCUCUGGCGAAAGACUUAACGGAUUCAGCACAUCCAAUGACAAAUCCCGUGAAAACUCCCGAAGAAAUAAAGGACAUCUUCGAUUAUGUCAGUUACGGGAAAUCUUCUUGCGUCUUACGAAUGUUAUUCAAUGCGUUCGACGAAGAAGUUCAUAAAUCGGCACUUCACAAUUACUUGACAACACAACAAAAAGUGGGUACGGCACGUCCCGAGGAUUUGUGGAAAAGUUUCGAACCGUACGUAUCGAUAUCAAGCGGUAUUAUAAAACUGAACAUCAAGGAAGUGAUGGAUACUUGGACGAAUCAGGCGGGAUAUCCCGUCGUCCAUGCGUCUUUGGACGAUUCUCUACUGACGCUCACUCAGGGGCGAUUUUUCCUAAAUAAAGAGACGAGAUGGAUACACAGAAAUAGCACAGAAUUCUACUGGAUACCGAUUCAUAUCACGACGUCACUUAUCGAAACAUUGUCUACCGACGCGUCAUAUGACAUAAAAACCGACGUAUGGCUGGGGCCGGAACCUAUGCAAUUAUACAUUAACCCCGUUAACGAGUGGGUCAUCGUAAAUUACAAGCAGACCGGCUUCUACCGUGUUAAUUAUGACGAUUACUCGUGGCUACGACUAAUUGGAGAACUGCAGGGCAUUCGAUACUGGACAAUCAAUGUGGUGAAUCGCGCUCAGAUCAUGGACGACCUCUAUUAUUUGGCACGCGCCGGUUACGUGAAUCAGGAACUCUGGUGGAAAGCAACGAAAUAUUUGAUUCAAGAGACGGAACAUCUGCCCUGGAAGACGUUCAUCAACAGCAUGUCCUACGUUUACGAAAGAUUCGAAGGGCGGGAUUAUGAGGACGUACUAAAGAAGUACAUCUUGAAAUUAAUGUCCAAGACGUACGAUCAAGUGGGAUUCAACGAUCUCGGUAGCGAUAAGCUAAUGGAUCGAUUACACAGAGAAAUGAUUCUCCAAUGGGCCUGCAAGCUCGGUAAACCGCAAUGCGUCGAGAAGUCUAUAAGUUUGUUUGCAUCUUGGAAGGACGGUAAGGGAAGUAUUCCAACUCAUGCACAAGCAGCUGUCUAUUGCACCGCAUUAAGAAAUGGGAUUAGUGACGAUUGGGACUUCUUGUGGAACAAGUAUCUAAAAACGAAUUUAGCUUCCGAGAAGCUCGUCAUUAUAAACGCACUCGGCUGCUCGAGGAACCAAACUGUACUCUACAAUUACCUGAUGAAAGUCAUCAAAGAUAAUAAGUACAACAUCGUUAUUCGUAAACAAGAUGCUUCGGCAGUAUUUGCUUCCGUAUAUGGCGCAAGUCAAUUAGGAAUAAACGUUACACUUGACUUUUUAAUAAAUAAUUUGGAAGAGAUCCAUGAUUAUUUCGGUAAUUGGGACGACGUUCGACAAUUGGCCGCAAAUGCAGCGUCUCACAUUUCGAAUAUCCUAGUAUAUAACAAGUUGUCACUCCUUUAUGAAACUAAUAGGGAAGUAUUUCCAACGAGACUCACACGACCCGUUUAUAAAAAUGUGGACGACAAUUUAAACUGGUACUUUACAAAUGGUAAAGAAUUUGGUUACUGGAUAUCAGUGGAACUGCAUGAAAAUAAUAGUAAUACUGGCGGAGGUUGUGCAGUAAUAGAACCGUUGAAUAUUGCUCUUAUAACACUCGUUGCUUUAAUAUCGUACGUUUUAAACUGUUAUUGA
Odontomachus brunneus is the source of this 8608-nucleotide messenger RNA. Its product is annotated as putative aminopeptidase-2. NCBI's taxonomy places the organism in Eukaryota, Metazoa, Arthropoda, Insecta, Hymenoptera, Formicidae. Gene Ontology annotation, biological process: peptide catabolic process; proteolysis. Bases 290 to 8608 code for a protein of 2772 amino acids. The transcript has 32 exons. Gene Ontology annotation, molecular function: peptide binding; zinc ion binding; metalloaminopeptidase activity. Gene Ontology annotation, cellular component: cytoplasm. The record is from RefSeq and is a predicted model, not a curated record.